UAAGUAUCAGAGUUCCUCCUACCAUCAUGGCGGAAAGCAGAAACUUUUUGUAAACUAAGCAACUGGUUUUGAUGACAAAGGAAGGUUCGUUUCGGGCUUUCCUUCUGUGUAACUACUUGCUGGAUUUUUUUUAUCAGCUUCUUUUUAAAGUGACGCAGACCAGCUGUUAUGGCUGACAGAGCGGACAGGAGGAGGCAGCCAGUGGGGCGGAAGAGCCGCCAGAGCCAGCCGAGGAAGAGCUUCAACAGCCGGGUAACUCUGGAAAAGGUUCUUGGCAUUAGCACGGUCAGCAGCAGCUUUUUGACCUCUGACCCUAACUCUGGCCAUAUUGCCUAUCCUGCAGGGUGUGUGGCUGUGCUGCUUCACCCGCAGAAGAACGAGCAGACCCACAUCAUCAACACAUCCAGGAAGCCCUUCACGGCUCUGGACUUCUCCCAUGAUGGAAAACAUCUGGUCACUGGUGAGAGUGGCCACAUGCCCUGCGUUCGGGUCUGGGAGGUUGGCGGAGGUCAGGUGGCUGAGGUCCAGUCCCAUAAGUAUGGAGUUUCCUGCGUGGCGUUCUCUUCCAGCAGCUGCUACGUGGUCUCUGUGGGAUUUCAGCACGACCGGACCGUCAGUGUGUGGGACUGGAGGAAAGGCUCCAUCAUUGCCUCCAACAAGGUGUCCAGCAGAGUCUUCUCCGUCUCCUUCUCCCAGGACAGCAGCUACUUCGUUACUGCAGGAAACCGACACAUAAAGUUUUGGGACUUGGACGCUUCUAAGGAACGACGGGUGAACAGCACGGUGCCACUGAUUGGUCGGUCUGGGUUGCUAGGUGACCAUAAGAACAGUGUGUUCUGUGGAGUGGUGUGUGGGAGGGGCCUAACGGUGAACAACACCUACUGUGUCACCACCUCUGGAGUGUUGUGCCUGUUUAACAGCAGCCGUCAGCUGGAGGCCUGGGUUGACCUGAAGACAUCAGUGGCGAGCAGCCUGGCAGUCAGCGAGGACUUUGUCUUCUGCGGCUGCGCAGAUGGAGUCAUCAGAGUUUUCCGGCCGUCCAACCUGCAGUACAUCGGAAUGCUGCCGCGGCCGCACCGCCUGGGAGUGGACCUGACUCAGAGCACACAGCACAGCAGCCUGCUUCCUGCCGGCUUGGAGCCUCGGCAUCCCGACACUCUGGCUCUGAGCUUUGACCCCAGAGCUCGACGCCUCACCUGUGUUUACACCGACCACAGCGUGUACGUAUGGGACGUCAGAGACGUGAGGAAUGCUGGGAGGCUGUACUCGGCUCUAUAUCACAGCAGUUGCGUGUGGAACAUCCAGGUUUAUCCGGAGCUGCAGGAUCCGUCUCACGCCUGUCUUCCUCCGUCCUCCUUCCUGACCUGUUCCUCUGAUAACACCAUCAGAGUGUGGCACUCUGACGCUCCCAUCAGACAGAGGAACCUGUACAGCCAGGACCUGCUGAAGAUCCUGUAUGUCGGGGAGGACAUGCAGCACCUGCAGCCUGCAGGGGAGAGGGUGGAGGCAGAGAGUCCUGAUGGGAAAGCAGGGAUCAGAGUGCUGGGAAUCAGUCCGGAUGGAAAAUACCUGGCGGCUGGAGAUCGCUGUGGAAACCUAAGGAUCUUUGAUCUCCAGUUCUUGGAAGAGCUGGUGAAGAUUGAAGCUCACAACUCGGAAGUGUUGUGUCUGGAGUUUUCUCCUGCAUCCACAGGAAUGAAGCUGUUGGCUUCAGCCAGCAGGGACCGACUGAUCCACGUCUUCAGCCUUGAGAAGAACUACAGUCUGGAACAGACUCUGAACGACCACUCAGCCUCCAUCACUGCUGUCAAGUUCACAGGUGAGAGCCCAGAGGUCCGGAUGGUGAGCUGUGGAGCCGACAAGAGCAUCUACUUUCAGACUGCAGAGCAGACAGCGGACGGUUUGGUGUUCUCCAGGCGCCACCACGUGGUGGAGAAGACUACACUGUAUGACAUGGACCUGGACCCAACUGGGACUCGCAUCUCCAUCGCCUGUCAAGACAGACAUGUCAGAGUUUACAACGUGGAGACUGGGAAGCUGGAGAAGUGUUUGAAAGGCUCAGCGAGUGAUGAAGGAGCUCUUCUCAAGGUUCAGAUGGAUCCGUCGGGCUCGUUCUUCGCCACCAGCUGCUCCGAUAAGAACAUCACCAUCUUUGACUCGGAGACUGGAGAGUGUGUCGCCACGCUGUUCGGUCACUCAGAGCUGGUCAGCUGCAUGAGGUUCAGUCAGGACUGCAGACACCUGAUCUCAGCGUCAGGAGACAGCUGUGUGUUUGUGUGGCGCCUCGACUCUCAGAUGACCGGCGCCAUGAGGAAGAGGCGGGCCCGCCAAGCGAGCAGAACAGCUGGAACCUGCAGCCUCAGGCAGCCGAACAUCAGAAGAGAGACCUUCAUCAGCGUUCCUUCAUCCCAGCUGCCUCUGAUGGAGUCAGAGGAGCAGAAAGAAGCGGAUCACAGGACUCCGGGAAAACUGGACGACGCUCCUGUGACUCCGCUGCUUCAGACCAACGGAAAGAUGCCCAUGUGGUUCCGAAAGCUGGCUGAAGCUGAGGCUACCUCAGUCAUCCAAUCAGCAGCAGAGCCUCCGCAGGUACGCAACCGGUGGGCGGAGCCUCAGAACCCACUGACUAUCUGCUCCAGCUUUUCCCCAAGUCCCAGCAGGAGCCAGGAGGAGCAGAGGGAGGAAGAGGAGGAAGACUUUCAGCCUCAGAGUCUGGACAGCCUGCUGGGAGACGAGGAGGUUGAGGGGGAGGAAGAGGAGGUGCUGCAGACGGCGGGUCAGAACAGCACCUUCAUCCUCCGCCCAGAUUGUAGCGCCACCUUUUCUGACAGAGACUUCAGAGUGGAGGGUGUGACCGAUCCUGUGCUGGAGGUCAGAGGUCAGGGAGCGGAGCCUAUGUGGAGGACACACCAGAGUCCGGACUCGGCGUGCUCAGAAGGUUCAAUGGGAAGUCUGGAGCAGCAGCAGGACACCGACACAGACUCUCUGAGUCAGGGUAGCUCUGUGGGCAGUUUGGGUCCAGAGGAAGACGAGGACAGGAACUCCCUAAAGAACCACUUUGAGAGUUUGGCCUCCACUCUGAGUGAAGAACGGUUUGAUACUGACCUGACCGCUCUGCAGCCAGCGGAGGAAAAACCUUUCCUCAACCCUCGACUCAGCAUCUCCACCCGCUUCCUGUCCCGCUUCCAGGACAGGCUCAGAGUCCGACCUGGCCGAGCUCCUGUCUCCUUCCCAGGCAGGAUCUCCGAGGAGAGCAGCAGAACGGUGAAAUCUGAGCCGAGCUGCACUGUCGAGUCUGCGGGUUCUACUCGGGCAGAAACCGGUGAUGGAGUGAGAGGUAAAGCAGUAGUCCAUAGGAGAGCUUCCUGUGGGAUAUCCCAUCAGCCCCAGCGGCGCCCACCCCGCAGACGACACACUGUGCUGGUGCUGCAGUGCAGGGAGACUUUGGGAGACAUCACCUCCAGGACUCAGACGGCCAACAGCAGCACAGAGUCUCCAGUCCCACAAGACGAGUCUCGCCUCACAUACCUGGACAUCUCCAUGAGCUCCAAACCCGGUUUGAUUCCCCCCGUCUCCUCCCAGGAGGAGAACAAGGAGAACCUGAGCUCCGCCUCAGACCCCCAGCCUCCACCCACCCCCUUGCAGUCUGAUGAUCCAGACCUCCUGAGCCAAAAAACCCUCAAGCCCCAGGAGCAGGGCAGCAGUCUGCAGAUACUGGCCACGCCCACUCUGAUGUCACAGUGUGGAGAAAGCAGAUGGAGCAUCAGCAGCCUUGAGGAGACACCGACGAAUCCAAACAGAACACUAAUCCAGAGUCCCGCCCCUUCAGUGCCACUCAGUGGUAGAAAGGUGAAGGAUCCAGCUGUUCAGAAGACCAGAUUCCAGACCGAUCCAGCUGAUUUAUCGUUCUUUGCUCCGCCAACUUCUUCCUCCUCUCCCCUGUCAGAGAAGCCCCACCCUCAGGCAGACGACACCUUUCAGACAGGUGAGGAAGAGGAGGUGGAGUCUAUCAGCUUGCGGCAGUGUCGACAGGUUGCCAACGAGCUGCAGGAGGCAACACAACGAGCUGUCCUUCUUUACUGGCAGCAGGUUGGCGGGUCUGAGCGCCGUCCAGAGAGCUCCUCCGUUCUGCAGGAGGCUUUCGCCAACGUUCACGGAGAGCUGCAGGCUGUGAUGCAACCAGCAUGCAGCGGCGUUCCCUCUGGUCAGAUGCAGGAUGACCAGACGAUGUCCCUGCUGGAGAAAUACUCGGAGCUUCUGGUCCAGAUGACUCUGAAUAAACUGAAUAAAAUCUGAACCAGAACCGACAUCGGUAUCGAGGCCGAUGAAGGACAAAACUCAGUCAGUCGACAGAAACUAUUAAACUAAAAGCACCUUAUUGUUUUACUGCCAGCAGUAUUUUUGGUCUUUUAAAUCACACUCACUGUUUUUAAUGAAAGCUUUUAGAUUUGUAAUAAAUGUUUUAGGUGUUUGAUCAA
Girardinichthys multiradiatus is the source of this 4478-nucleotide messenger RNA. It is a transcript of the gene wdr62, whose product is annotated as WD repeat domain 62. The transcript has 33 exons. Lineage: Eukaryota; Metazoa; Chordata; Actinopteri; Cyprinodontiformes; Goodeidae. Gene Ontology annotation, cellular component: mitotic spindle. Gene Ontology annotation, molecular function: protein binding. The record is from RefSeq and is a predicted model, not a curated record. Gene Ontology annotation, biological process: mitotic spindle organization; neurogenesis; regulation of mitotic cell cycle. The coding region runs from base 169 to 4296 and encodes 1375 amino acids.